GCAUAGCAUUGAUAUCCCAAACAGAACUCAACGACCAAAACAGAGGUUUUGAACACAAAACUAACACCAAUGGUAUUUUUGACAGAAGAAACGUGGUGGAGGGAGAGAAAGUCACAACACUGUAUGGAAUCAUGCAUCACUAGAGAAUAUAGAUAGAUAGGGAGAGAGAGAGAGAGAGAGAGAGAGAGAGAGAGAGAGAGAGAGAGAGGGAAAGGGAAAGUGUGUGUGUGUGUGUGAGAAAGAGAGAAAGUGGAGUCUUUUGACUGAGCCUAGCCGGCAAAAGCCGUCUAAGGUUGUUGUCUGGUUGAUGAUAAUGUUCUUUUUAAUGUCUGAAUACGCGUUGAACUUUCAGACAUACCCCCCACCACACUUUUUUCUUGUUAAGCCUCUGAUCCAUUUUUACCCUUAAUCCCAAACCAAAGGUCCACCUUGUCUUUUUCCUUCAUUAAUUGAUUCCAUUGUUUGUAAAUCAUAAUACUCUGAGUGUUAUAACCUUCAUUCAUCUCAGACUUUUUUUUAUUGCUUAGAUUUCUUCUUUUAUUAUUGAACAAUGAUUACUUUAUGACAGUUAGUGAUUGUUGUUGGAGGGUUAUGAAUUGUGGGUUUGAUUCAAGCUCAGAGCUUUUGAAUUGGGUGGGGGUGGAAUAUUUCAGUGGUGUAUUUUUGGUAUCUGAUUUUGAAUUGGGUUUGCGUCGAUGAAGGAAAGUUUUCGUCUUUACUUUUGAAUAGCGAGAAAAGAAGGUACUGUGUAGUGGGUGACUUAAUUUUUAUGAGUUUUGGUGGAGUUGUUGGAAGAAGUGGUGCUGGUGGAUGGCGAUCCUACUUUUUGAAGGAUAAUAAUUUUGUGAAGUUGAUGUGAUAUCGUUGUGCUUCAACAUGGGUUGCUUAUGCUCUAAGAGUGCAGCUGUAGAGGACAGCAAGGUAGGAGUCACUAAGAAAUUGCAAUCGUAUAGCACAAGGCCUUCAGAGUUGAAUGUUUUGCGGUUGAAUUCGACUAGGAGGGUUGAUGAAGGUGGGGCUAAAGAUGUGAUAACAGACAGUGGUCAUGUAAAAGGUUCAUUGAUUGACAAGAAGGCCAAUGGUUCAGGGCAGUUGUAUGUUGAUCAUGAUGGGAAGAAGAAAACAGAGAAGCCUGAAGUGACUGUUGUGGAUCAUAUUGGCCCUGGAAGAAUUCCAAAGGCUAUAGAAGGAGAGCAAGUUGCAGCUGGAUGGCCAGCAUGGCUUUCUUCUGUUGCUGGUGAAGCUAUUAAGGGAUGGAUACCUCGGAGAGCGAAUAAUUUUGAGAAGUUGGACAAAAUUGGACAAGGAACUUAUAGUACUGUUUAUAAGGCAAGGGAUGUGAUUAACCGCAAGUUUGUUGCAUUGAAAAAAGUACGCUUUGACAAUCUUGAUCCUGAGAGUGUGAAGUUUAUGGCAAGGGAAAUCCAUGUUCUGCGUAGGCUUGACCAUCCAAACAUUAUAAAAUUGGAGGGCUUGGUAACGUCUCAUAUGUCUCGCAGCUUGUACCUUGUUUUUGAGUAUAUGGAACACGAUCUUACAGGACUUGCAUCAAAUCCUGAAAUCAAGUUCUCUGAAGCACAGCUAAAAUGCUACAUGCAGCAACUUCUUAGUGGAUUGGAUCAUUGUCAUAGUCAUGGUGUGCUCCACCGUGACAUAAAGGGCUCAAAUCUUCUCAUUGACAAUAAUGGAAUCUUAAAAAUAGCUGAUUUUGGUUUGGCAAGUUUUUUUGACCCCCACCACAGUGUUCCAUUGACAAGCCGAGUAGUAACUCUAUGGUAUAGACCACCAGAACUUUUACUUGGAGCAAAUCAUUAUGGGGUUGCAGUGGAUUUGUGGAGCACUGGUUGCAUACUGGGUGAACUAUAUACUGGAAGGCCCAUUUUGCCAGGAAAAACAGAGGUUGAGCAAUUGCAUCGAAUUUUUAAACUUUGCGGCUCACCAUCUGAUGAGUAUUGGCUUAAAUUGCGGCUGUCACAUUCAACAGUAUUCCGGCCACCACACCAUUAUAGACGAUGUGUUACUGAGACAUUUAAGGACUACCCAUCUACUGCUGUAAAGCUUAUAGAGACCCUGCUUUCAGUAGAGCCGGCACAACGAGGAACUGCAGCAGCUGCUCUGAAAAGUGAGUUCUUUACAUCAGAGCCUGUGCCUUGUGAUCCAUCAAGUUUACCAAAAUAUGCUCCCAGCAAGGAAAUUGAUGCUAAGUUACGAGAUGAAGCCAGAAGGCAAGGAGCUGGUGGAGGUAGGGACCAAAAAGUUGCCUUGGGAGUUAGACAAGAAAAAGGGCAUAGGACUAGUGUCACAGUAAAAGACAAUGCCGACCCAGCUGCAUCAGUACAGGUACUCUGAAAAGUUUUAAAUUUUAUUGUAUGACUUGCCUCUGUGAUAUUAUGAGAAUGUGUCAGGACACCAAAACCUUUUUUGGGUUGUUGCAAGUUUGCAACUUGCACUGACAUUUUAGUCUUACUGUAACCUCUGUUUAUUUAUGAGGCUAAGAUGAGAAUACUUGGGUUUGAAUCAGGCUGGGGUAUAAGUGAAUUUCUAGUUCUAAAACUAAAAGAAAAGAUUUGUGAGCUUGGUGCCUAUUGUUUAUUUCAUAAAUAACUUUUUAUUGAACAGUAUAAAAGCCUUAUAUACUGAACCAAUCUUAUAUACUAAAAUUUCUAAGUAUUCUUGUGCUCUCUCCCACUAGUUAACCUAUUUCAACUCACUGUCCUAUUCUCUCUUUUAACAUUUUCUUCCACAUAGAGCUUAUUCUUAACUGUUGUCUGAUGCAGCAAGGCGGUUAUCCAGUUCAAAGGAAACCGAAGUGAAUUAUACCAACUCCUAUAGGGGAGCAGUGUCGGGAUUCUUGUUUUCUCCUCUACAUAACAUCAGAAGAUGUUAAAGCCAAAUGGAAAAUAGUUUCUCUGGGCAUAUAUAUAAGAAGCUCAUCACAUACAGGCCCAUGGCUUCCUGGUUCUGUGUUUUUGGGCCUAGCAAUGGUGCAAAGGAAGUUGAUGAUGUACCUCCCUACUUCCAAUCAGUAAGGGAUCUAUCAAAACUAUCUGGGCUAAGUGGCAUCUAGGCAUUGCUUCCAGAAUAUCAGAGUGAAAACCAGUUCUCCUUGCCACCACAGAAAACCAAUGUUAGAAGUCAGUAAAUCAAAUGGAGUCAACAUAUCUGGAAUCAGAGUCCAGAAGAAGACCAGAGCACCAAACAACGGAUUGUUGAAUUCACAUAUCAAAAUCGAAAGCAGAAGGGUCCCCACCGAAAAAUCAACCCCGGUUAGUUAUUAUUGUUAUAUAUUUUUUUCACUUUGGUAAUUAUUAAAUAUUUGGUAGUGGAAAUCUUCACUUGAUUUGGAUUCUCUCAUGUUACAUGAUCAUUCUAUUGGAGGUAGAUAAACACAAGUUUCAUUACAUAAGGACUAUAGUGUUCCUCUUGAUGUGUUAUAAAGUGUAAUCGUUAUAUUCAAAUCAGCAUUCAGUAAACUGUUUGAUAAUAACCUUAGGAGAAUCACACCACAAAAACUAGCUGUAUUAGCUGCAGAGCUUAAGACUGAAGUUCCAUACUUUUCAAACGGAUUCUAACAUUGUCACACUAUUAUUCUAUAAAAUUUUGGUCUUCUUUUUAUGAAAUGCUCCAGUUGCCAUGUUCCCUAGUAGUUGAAUGUAACACUCACAGAUGAUAGGCCACUAAUUAUAGUAAAUGGAGUCCAAGUACUGUGGCAACAAUGAAUGAAUAUUUGACCACUAUUAGUGCAACAAAAAUAAGUGUUUUUAGUUGACAAUUGAUGGUGGGGACACUGUUCACAGGGUGUGGGAGUGAGUUUCGAUAUUGGAAACUACAAGAAUACCUUAUCUCAGGUACCAUUAAUGGUGUCACAUCUAGCAACAUGGUACUAAAGUAUGCUUGAAAGAGCAUGAUAGAAAGAUUCCACGGUAUUUUAUCAAGACGAAGCAAGAAAUUGUGAUAAGUUCAAGAGGUGAGAAAGUUCGUUGCACAGCGGAAUGGUGACAUUACGUUAGUAUUAUUCUGUUUUGUUUCAACCAACUCAACUUAAAAACCAUAUUUUUAUAAUACAUACAUUUUAUUUAUACUAAGUCUGUAGGAUAGGGAAGAAAGAGUGCAUUCACAUAUUUACAUCUAGUAGUAAUAUAUAUUAAUUAAAUAUCAAUAUCAUGUAAAAUUGCUAGGCUUCAUAAGAAGAGAUUUACAGCCUUUCUUCAACUCUUUCAUGCUUCACUCGCUUUAGAUAAUAUAUUAAUAAAUACAAGUCAAUUCAAUUUAU
Messenger RNA from Vigna umbellata (rice bean), 4273 nucleotides. NCBI's taxonomy places the organism in Eukaryota, Viridiplantae, Streptophyta, Magnoliopsida, Fabales, Fabaceae. The record is from RefSeq and is a predicted model, not a curated record.